Messenger RNA from Bolinopsis microptera, 2585 nucleotides. RefSeq names its product CCR4-NOT transcription complex subunit 11-like. Bases 12 to 1292 code for a protein of 426 amino acids. Gene Ontology annotation, cellular component: CCR4-NOT complex. The record is from RefSeq and is a predicted model, not a curated record. The transcript has a single exon. NCBI's taxonomy places the organism in Eukaryota, Metazoa, Ctenophora, Tentaculata, Lobata, Bolinopsidae.
UAUUUCAGGAGAUGGCAUUAUCAAACAAGGAGCUGGAUCAAAUCCUACACAUCAUCAGUAGUGAGACGUCCCUCAGUAGCAACCUUGAUGCCAUCGCUCUCUCAUUUCACAAGGACUUCAACAGAUCAGAACAUUUCAAAGUAGGAAUGGCAUUAAUUACACUUUUACAGAACAAAGAUUUGCUUGAGCGUCCAGCUGAGAGAAUUGCUGCAUUGUAUCUUCUCUUUGAAAUGUAUCGAUCUGAAUCUUUUAGCGUUAAUCCAUUUGCGCCUUUGUUUCACAGUUUAGUCCAAGAGGCCAAUAAUAACUCCAAUACAAAAGUUUCACCUGAAGUAUAUUUCAUCAGUCUUAUUACUUCGCCCUCUGCCAGGGAUAUUUUUAAAAUGAAUCCAAAUCAGAUUAUCAUAGCUGCUCAAGAAUGUACAACCAAACCAGAUUUUAGGCACUUACGAUUCACCUCUGCACUGAACGGAAAAUGUAACGCUAAGAUAACAUCAGGAACAUCAGCCAUUAUACCUGAUAGUGAGAGUGAAGAUAAGAGUGCCACUGAGCUAAAAGAUGUUGUUUCAAGUUUAGUCUCAGGUUCGCAUGCACCAUCCCUGUCCACCUUUGAACCUGCAUUUGUUCGACCACCACCUCCAUUACAUGAGGACUCUAAUGAACUGCUGUGGUUGAAUCCUAACGGCUGUGAGUAUACAUUCGAAUGGGAACCACUUUUUGUCAGCAACAACACUACUGAGAUGGAGAUACGAAAGUUGAUCGGGAAAGCUCUAAAAGGUACACUUCCACAGCUGCAACAGAAUUUCAUCAGAGAAGAGAUUAACAAGAAUCCUAAGAUGAUAUACCACAUAGGUCUAUCUCCCUCUAAACUGCCCUUGCUAGUUGAGAAUAACUGUAAGAUUGCGCUGGAGGUUCUCCUUCACCUGUCCCAGAGCAAUCAACUGACGGAAUACUUUACAGUUUUAGUUAAUAUGGAGCUAUCGGUUCACUCAAUGGAGGUGAUGAACGAACUUCUUGGAAGAGUGGUCCUACCCCCAGAGUACAUCCACCAUUACAUCACCAAGUGUAUUACACAUUGUGAAAACUGCAAGGACAGGCUCAUCCAACAUAGGUUUGUAAGGCUUGUUUGUGUUUUCCUCAGCUCCCUCAUAAGGAACAAUAUCAUUGAUGUCAAGGACCUUUUCAUUGAAGUUCAGGCGUUUUGCAUUGAUUUUAGCAGAAUCCGAGAAGCAGCCGGACUGUUCCGCUUACUCAAACAGAUGGACAAUGGUGGAACUGAAUUAGCAUCUUGAUAUGCUAGCUACUGUAAGCUUACAAGUGCACUGUGCGCAUGAAGCCAAUGUUUUGGAGCUAAUUUUAAAGCCUAACUGUCAUGAUGUUAGUAAUGAGAUGGUAUUUUAAUAUUCGCUCGUUUUUAAAAAAUGCAGAUGAUUGAAGUAUGAUAGUCUAACUACCUCAUUCUUCGAACUUCCAACGAGACUAUCUGAAUGCACUCAUUUUUCCAGAGAGCUAAUUUAUGGGAAACUAUCAAUCUCUGGAAACCAAAUAAUUGAGCACCACUCAAAGCCAUAAAACGGUAAAACUGCUGCAGUUUUACCGUUUUAAACUGCAUGACAAAAAUAAAUGACAGUGUUUUAUGUCACACAAGCAGAUGAUUAUUCGAUCACAAUUUUUAACAAUUACAAUUGUAGUAAAAUCCAAAUUCACUUGAAUCAAUAUAGCAGUUACAGUAGCUAAAGCAAUGGGAAUUUUAAGAAUAAUAAUAUACCAAUACAGAUAGAAUAAUAAGUUGAUGAAUAAAUUCCUCGACUAAAUUUCUUUGAAUGUUCCUGCAUGGAUUCAGGUUUAGGUUGUUAGGACAAUAAAUUCUAUUAUCACGAAAAUUGAGUGACUUUAUACCGAACAUAAAUUUUCAAAAAAAAAGUUGAUCAGGGAACAACCGUGCCAUAAACUCGAUAAUUCCAAUAUAUUCUAGAUAGUAUCUAAUUCGUCAGUUCAACUAUGUACUAUGUCGCAUUUUGCACUUAAUAUAAACCUUGUUUUUACAGUGGACUAUUUUUAGGGGUAUUGGUUUUCUUGUUUCUUUACAUUAAUUAGUUUCUUGGUUGAUUAGUUGAUCAGUUAUCUCUGCUUUUCAGUCUUAUAUCUUUUAAUGGGUUGUCGUCCUAUUACAAUAACAACUCUCCAACUUUUAAAGCCUACUUUCUUUUUUUUUUAUUUUCUUCAUCAGUUUAUUCGUCAAAUAGAGAAGAUAGAGAGAUAAUAUCUCUAAGAUAAGGAAACGAUACAAUUUGCGGUUUAAAUGUAUAGCACUACAUUUUCCAUUCAAAGAUCACAAUUGAAAGUUGUAACCUGAAAUUAUAUGUAGCAACUAAUCAAGUUUUCUUGAAAAAUUCCCUGCCUUGAAAAAUGGAAAAUUUUAUCAAAAUGUCUUUAAUCCUUUCUGUCCAUGAAUCUUGAUAUAAUUAUAAUGCCAUUUCACGAGAUCAAAAAAGAAGCAGACCUACUUAAUAGAAUCGGCAUCCCAUUUAGCAUUCUUCUAAAUUAUUUGUACUAUUUAUGUAAAUAUUUGUUUUAAGAAAGCU